This is a messenger RNA of Aureococcus anophagefferens, 1059 nucleotides long. RefSeq lists its product as hypothetical. Gene Ontology annotation, biological process: proteasome-mediated ubiquitin-dependent protein catabolic process. Gene Ontology annotation, cellular component: proteasome complex; proteasome regulatory particle. The transcript has a single exon. Lineage: Eukaryota; Pelagophyceae; Pelagomonadales; Pelagomonadaceae. Gene Ontology annotation, molecular function: metallopeptidase activity; protein binding. The record is from RefSeq and is a predicted model, not a curated record. Bases 1 to 1059 code for a protein of 352 amino acids.
AUGGCGGACCGCGAGGGCGCCAUCACGACGUCGGAGGCGGUCGUGAGCGGCGAGGCGUCCGGCCCCAAGGUGACGGUCGUCGUGCACCCGCUCGUGCUGCUGUCCACCGUGGACCACUACAACCGCGUCGCGCGCGACACGAAGAAGCGCGUCGUCGGCGUGCUGCUGGGCACGCGGUCGGGCGGCGACGUCGACGUGACGAACUCCUUCGCCGUGCCCUUCGAGGAGGACAGCAAGAACCCGGCGAUCUGGUACCUGGACCACAACUACCUCGAGACCAUGUACCGCAUGUACAAGAAGGUCAACGCGCGCGAGGUCGUCGUCGGCUACUACUCGACGGGCCCGAAGAUCAAGGAGAACGACAUCAAGAUCGACGCGCUGAUGCAGGACUACUGCGCCCAGCCCGUCUUCGUCAUCAUCGACGUGCGGCCCGAGAACGACGCGAUCCCGACGACGGCCUACGUGUCCGUCGAGGAGGUCGAGGCCGAGUCCGGCGCGGCGCGCAAGGAGAUCCAGCGCACCUUCAAGCACGUGAGCUCCAUGAUCGGCGCCUACGAGGCCGAGGAGGUCGGCGUCGAGCACCUCCUGCGCGACGUCAACGACCCCACCGUGUCGACGCUCGCGUCGCAGAUCAAGCACAAGAUGGCCGGUUUGGUCGCGCUCCGGUCCCGCCUCGCGGAGAUGAAGGCCUACCUCGAGGCCGUGCUCGCCGGCAAGCUCCCGGCGAACAACCAGAUCAUGUACAACUGUCAAAUGAUCUUCAACCUCAUGCCCAACCUCAACGUCGACGCGCUCGUGUCGUCGAUGCUCGUGAAGACGAACGACUACCACCUCGCCAUCUACUGCGCGGCCCUCGUCCGCUGCAUCAUCGCCCUCCACGAGCUCGUCAACAACAAGAUCACGAACAAGCGCCUCGAGGAGGAGGCCGAGAACCCCAAGCCCAAGGACGACAAGAAGAAGGGCGACCCGGCCGACGGCGCCAAGGACGGCGCCAAGGAGAACGAGAAGCCCGACGCCAAGGCCGACGCCAAGGACGGCGCCGACGCGGCGAAGAAGUGA